UCAAACUGCGCAAAACCGCAAGACCAUAACUAAAUUUAAUCUAUAAGUCAAAUAACAUUAUAAAAUGGUAUUGACGAUUAUUGUAAUUGCUCUGUUAACAGUUCUAUUUAUUAAUAUUCUGUUGAAGUUGUAUAAAUUUUAUGUUUUUCGUAAGACGAUUAAUAAAAUACCUGGUGAUGCAUCCUUCUUCGGUACCGCAAUCAAUUUUAGCAGAUUAUCAAAAGACGAAUAUCAGAAAACCUUCUGUCUAUACCCGUCUCGAUAUAAAGAAGGGAUUUAUAAAUUAUGGAUGGGAAAUAAACCAAUGGUAUACAUUUACAAGCCUGAAUAUGUAGAGGUCAUCCUCAGAAGUACUACGAAUAUAAAGAAAUCAAGUGUUUACGAUAACUUUAAGCCUUGGUUAGGAGAUGGUCUUCUAACAUCGACUGGUUCUAAGUGGCAUCAAGACAGGAAAUUGAUUAACCCGGCAUUUCAUUUUUCUAUGUUCGAUAAUUUCAUGAUAGUAAUGCUAGAAAAGAGCGAAAUUUUGUUCGAUCGUAUAGAGAAAGAAACGGGGAAAAAUUUUGGAAAAAAUGAAGUCAAUAUUUAUCCAUUGCUUGCUGAUUUUACGUUUGAUGUUAUAUGCGAAAUCGCAAUGGGCGUUAACAUACAUGCGCAGGAUAAUACAAAUACUGGCUACUCCGUUUACGUACAUAAAGCGACGAAUGGUGUAUUGCAUCGCCAUAUACGUCCUUGGUUAAAACUCGAUUCGAUAUUCGCAUUGACAGCCGAAGGGAAGCAAUUUUAUUCGUCGAUCAAGGAAAUUCAUCGUUUUAAUAGAGAGGUGAUAAAGAAGAAAAAAGAGGCUCGUCGGGAGAAAUGCCAAGACGAGAGCGAAUUUGAUGAAUUAGGUAGAAAAAAAAGGAAAGCCUUUAUAGAUAUCUUAUUAGAUAUCAACGAAAAUAAUUCUAAUCAGUUUUCGGAAGAGGAUAUAGAUGAACAAGUAGCUACAAUUAUGCUCGCUGGUCACGAUGCUAGUGCUGCCGCUAUGUUUUGGACAUUAUUAUGUUUGGCAACCGAGUCUGAAAUUCAAGAUAAGGUUUACGAGGAACUGAAGGAUGUAUUCGACAAUUUGGACGGUCCAAUUAGCAUGAAUACAAUUUUCCAAUUGAAAUAUUUGGACAGAGUGUGCAAGGAAUCUUUAAGGCUCUAUGCAGUAAUACCUGAAUUUUCACGAGAAAUAAUAGAGGAAAUAACGAUAGGGAAAUACGUAAUUCCGAAGAAUACGACAUUGGCUAUUCAUGUUCAUGGUUUGCAUCACAAUCCCGAAAUUUGGCCGAAUCCAGAUAAAUUUGAUCCGGACAGGUUUUUGACCAAUGAAACACAAUAUAGGAAUCCUUACUCAUAUUUACCGUUUAGUGGCGGACUAAGGAAUUGUAUUGGACAGAAAUUCGCGAGUCUUUUCCUCAGAGUUGUUGUAGCUAUAUUGUUGAGAAAAUGGAUAAUCAAAUCUCCGAUUCUACGAAAAGAUAUCAAAACGUAUCAAUCUGUCGUUUUACGACCAUUGGAUGAUAUAUAUUUACAAUUUAUUCCGAGGAAAUAGAAGACCACAAAGAGAGAGCGAGAGAGAGAAUUAGUUUUCUUUUCUUUCCAUAAAAUUCAUAUUUCUUGUACUAUCGUUAAUAAAUUAAAUUCAACAAAUUAUUUUCUGUAUCUACGAAUUAUGAAUUUUCCGCUAUGAAGAUGGUUUAUGAAAUAAAAUAGAAAAAGAACUUA
Molecule: messenger RNA, 1755 nt
Organism: Vespa velutina
Lineage: Eukaryota; Metazoa; Arthropoda; Insecta; Hymenoptera; Vespidae
Product: cytochrome P450 4C1-like
Exons: 10
Coding region: 65-1582 (505 amino acids)
Molecular function (GO): heme binding; oxidoreductase activity, acting on paired donors, with incorporation or reduction of molecular oxygen; monooxygenase activity
Source: RefSeq, a predicted model, not a curated record